Exophiala bonariae is the source of this 2643-nucleotide messenger RNA. RefSeq lists its product as uncharacterized. Lineage: Eukaryota; Fungi; Ascomycota; Eurotiomycetes; Chaetothyriales; Herpotrichiellaceae. Gene Ontology annotation, cellular component: chromatin. The transcript has a single exon. Gene Ontology annotation, molecular function: DNA-binding transcription factor activity, RNA polymerase II-specific; zinc ion binding; RNA polymerase II cis-regulatory region sequence-specific DNA binding. Gene Ontology annotation, biological process: regulation of transcription by RNA polymerase II; DNA-templated transcription. Bases 1 to 2643 code for a protein of 880 amino acids. The record is from RefSeq and is a predicted model, not a curated record.
AUGACAUCCUGGGUCUGCUCGGAGGCCACCUGCAAUAAGACGUUCCGUCGACGAUAUCAUCUGCUCAGACAUCAGAGUAAUGUUCACACAAGAGCACGUCCCCAUACGUGUCCUUCUUGCUACCGGGCCUUUGCGAGGAAAGAUGCGCUGCUUCGACAUAAGAGAUUUCAUGCUGAGAAUCCCUUUUGGUCGGGCUCGCGAUCGGCUCAGUUGAGCACAAGCUAUGGAACCGACGACGAAGGUGAGGAAGGUGAAGUGGUGGAAGGUGAUGGAGAAGGAGAUCUUGAAGGCGACAGCAUCACAUAUGAACCAUCAAUUGAGGAAGAGGACUCGACGCUCAUCGAUCAUCCUGUCCCUCUCGAUCCUUUACUCACAGACGCGGAAUCUUCAGACCCCUUCGGUCGACAAGCUCUAGCCGCGAACAAUGACCGAAUAGCAAAUAUCAAUCUUCCACGGAGCGAGGCGCAAUCCGCUGCUAGGCUCAAUGCACCGAUGUUUCUCGAACCUUCAGCGCGCCCGUUGAUGCCCUGGGAGUCCUCUACACCUCUGACCAUGCAUUCGACCCGCCUUGGCUCAGAUCAUGAGGAAAGCGUCAUCGAUACCUUUUCUCUUGAGAGUCCAGAUCUUAAUUCCAUGUUGCGAGCUCAAUCCGGCAGCGUCGCCAGAAAGGUUUCUCCUGUUCAGCAAGCUAUGCUCUCGGCUCCUACCAUGGACCUUGGGCCGUCGGAUCACGGAAGCAGCGUCUUCGAUGUUGUUUUCCCGCCUGACGAGGCGAACAGCACUGAUCUUAGCUCAAUUUUGAGAAAUCAAACCAGCAUCGCCAACACUAUCUCUGUUGUGUCCUCUACAAUCGCAAAAACUGGACUUCCGCCACACAUCGAGCCUUAUAGCCAGAUUGGCAACGGAAGUCCCAAAUCUGCGCUGAACGAUGAUUCAGACAUACUCCGUAGCGUGGAAGCCAACAUUCCCAUGGAGUACUUCGAACUGAUGCAGAAACUGUGUGCAGUAUCGCUUCUACAGAGCUACUUUACCAGUCUGCAUCACCAAUGGCCGUUGAUCCACGAAGAAUCCUUCUGGGGUCGGAAGCAACCUCUACUGUUGAAAUGCGCACUGGGACUUCUGGGCUUAGUAGUCAGCUCGAAUCCAGACAAGACUGUUGUUCGAUCAGUCAGCGGACUGAACAGUCUUCUGCGAAACAGGCUGCGAGAACAGAUCCAGCAGGCUAUCCCCGAGCGGAAACCCUCCUCAACAGUUGCCUACCAAGUAUAUCUACUGACCAUGCUGUUCACCCUGUAUGUCAAGGACGCCCCAGGAAUAGCGGAAGCGCGUUCACACCUCAUGGUCCAAGUCGAUCAAAUCCGACGAGCGGGACUCCUCAACUUCGAGACCAUAGUCGCCCAAGACGACCAAGCCGCAAGCCCCUAUUCACGCUGGGUGGUCCGAGAAGAAAAACAACGACUCGUCUUCUCCACCUUCCGACUUGACUGCUACCUGCACAUCCUCGAUGACCUCCCACCGACCAUGCGGUUCCAAGAACUCUGCCUCCCGCUCCCCUGCACGGACAAGGCAUGGAACAGCAGCAAGAAGGACUGGAAAGAGACCAUCAGCCAAGAACCCUCCAACCGCACGAGCUCCAACUACGGCAUCCAAUGCUUCCUCGCCAUGUCGCGCCUCUCACCAUGCAGCCGGUUGAACCUGCCUGGAUUCCGCACGAUCCACGACUUCGAGCUGGGCCUCGUGUCCAUGCAAGCACGAUCGUGGGAGGAAACACAGCACCAGACGACGUCGUUCGACGGCUUCGCGGCCGGCCAGGACGCGCCCGCCGACCACCUCUCGGCCGGCGGCUUCGGACAGUCGUGGCCGGUGCUCUGGGGCAUCUGGCACGUCACGAUGGAGCAGUUCCGGUCGUCGCACGUCGCAUACUGCCCGCACCCGAGCGAGAAGGAAACCUACCUGACGUCGCUGCUCAUGUACCACGCAUCGCUGCUGCGCGUCUACGUCGACAUGAAGAUCCUGCGGCGGCUGGUCAUGUCGCUGACGCGCGACGGCUUCUCGAGCCCGGCCAAGCGCCAGAUGGAGACGCUGGUGCACGAUUGGGCGCGCUCCGGCCGUGCAAAGGACGCCCUCUGGCACGCCGCGCAGAUCCUGCGCCUGCACUCGGAACACGCGCCGGAGCUGCGCGCCCAGUCCAUCCCCAUCAACCCCGUCGCCCUCGACUGCGUCUUCCGCGCCGGCCUCGUCGUCUGGGCCAUCAGCCGCUCCACCCAGAACUGCGGCCUCUGCGCCCCGGGCGCCACCCCCUUCGAGAAAGUCAAGCUCUCCCGCCCCCACCCACACCCACACCCACACCCCGGUACCAAUGCUGGUAGCCACAACAACAAAGUCCUCCGGCCCCGCACCACCAGCAGCGGCAGCGGCAGUGUGGAGCUGACGACGAUCGACAACCUGACGCGCGACUACGAGCUGUGGCUGGAGGAGAGCGGCGACUCCGGCGAGCUGCUCGUCGACGGCGUCGUCGUCUGCGCCUGCCACAUGGCCGCCCUCGUCGACAAGUUCCAGUCGCAGAUCCACGAUCCCGCCCUCGGCUCCAGCGACAUUCCUUCCUACGUCGACAUGUUGAAUGCUUUGAAGGAUCAUGGCUGA